AUGUCUGAAGAAUCGAUAGGUCCUAGUGACAAAUAUAAUUCCUCCAAUGAUCCAUCAACGCAGGGGGAAGAUAAUCUAACUCUCCAUGACCUUCCAGGACUACCGAACAUUACCGAAACCAACGAAUUUGACCAUGAGAAAGAGGAGGAUGUAUUGGACGGUAAAGACCAAUCAUCAGGUAAAGAUUUUGUUGAGUUCAACCUAGGGGCUCUGCAUUUGCCUCAAGAGAUGCCAAAUAUACGCACAAGUAAUAACGCUAUGAGGUCUUUUGAGAAUCAACUGCCAGAACCAAGCACCACACCAUCAGUUCAAACAAAUCACGAGAACUUGGAGAACCUGCCAAAUAUUGCCUCUUUCGAGACGAAAGCAAAUUAUGUAUCAAUUGAAACCGAAGAAACUGAAAAUUUAUCUCCAAUAGAAGUGAAGGAUACAAUGAUCCUUGGGGAUCAAGAGGGAUCAGAUGAUGGUAGUGUAUUGUUUGAAUAUGAUGAUGAAGAUGAGGAUGAGGAAGAAGGGGAAUGGCAGGAAAUGCCCACCGUUGCUAAUAGCUAUGAUGUUUAUAAUGAUAAGGGUGAGCUUAUUAAUGAUUCUACUGAAACAGACACUGCUCAUAUGAUCCACAAUUCUCAAAUGUUGACACCGAAGAGCAAGAACGAACAUAAACUGAAGCCUGCUCUUCAAGGUGGGAAUGGCAGUCAAGGAUAUACAAGAAUUGCUAUACAAUCGCAAGCUGAGAGUUAUGCGGAAACUGACAAAAAGACUGAUUUCUUAUUCCGAAGUAAGGAAGCAGUAAACAAAGAACAAGCUUUUAAUGAGAAAGAGACAGAUGAUGAAGAACACGAGGAGGAUUUUAUUGAUGAAUCUACCAGGUCAGCAUUAGACCAGAUGCAAGCCACUAAAGAGAUGCUUAAAGUGGAAGAGAUUUUUGCGUAUGUUGGUUUAGUGAAACUUAUAAUGAUUGAAAUGGCGACAGACAUGGCUAAAUUGAGCACUAGUAAAUACAAAAAUAGCAAAAUUCUUAGUGCAUCCCAAUCAUCCUUAGCGAUAUGGUCUCAAAAGGUUAUGUCGGAUUUGUAUGACCACAUGGAUGUUACUAAAGAAGAGAAGAAGAUGAUUGAGAAUUUGAGUAAUCAUGGUGUUAUGCCUAACGAUUUAGCUAGAAGUUUAGCAAAAACCGAGGUAAUUGAUAAUCCAAUUUAUGAGGAUGAGGAGAUAAAAAGGGAUGCAAAAUUUGUUCAGAUGAGAGCAAAUGGUGAAGAAAAUUUAGAUUCAGAGAUCACAGAGGUUAAUGCAAAUGAACAUGCGAACGACACAGAUAAGAGCUCUUCAGAAAACAUUUCCCAAUCAGUAGCAGACGAUAUUAACAUUCAAAAAACCCUAGAGCCUGAGGACAUAAUGAAUCAAAAAAAAAUUGAAAUUGAUGUGGCCUGGACAGUGAUUUGUGACUUAUUUCUUAUCCUUAUUUACGACUCCGUUUAUGAUUCUAGAUCGCGUACCCUUUUGAUGAGAUUUGGGGAGGCAAUAAAACUUUCAAAUUUUGAAAUUUGUCAAUUUGAAAGACGCAUUACUGAUGCACUUGAAAUUGAUGAAGGUUCUGAACAACAAUUGAACGAAAAUGAAUUUGUUAAUUACCGAGCCAAGAGAGCUAAGAGAAAGAGAAUGAUUUACAUUGGCUUAGCUGGUGUUGGCGGAAGUUUAAUUCUUGGUGUUUCAGGUGGACUUUUGGGCCCCCUAAUUGGUGCAGGUAUUGCUGCUGGGCUAUCUACAGUUGGUAUCGCCGGAACAUCGGGGUUUCUUGCAGGGACAGCGGGUACAGCAAUAGUUACGACAGUGUCAACAGGUAUUGGAGCGAAGGUUGGUGCGAGUGGGAUGAUGAAAAGAACAGGUUCUGUAAAGACAUUUGAAUUCAAGCCUCUACACAGCAAUAAAAGGCUUAACUUGAUCAUCACUGUCAGUGGGUGGAUGAAUAGUGUUGCCGAUGAUAUCAGAUUACCAUUUUCUACUGUUGAUCCAGUAAUGGGAGAUUUAUACUCCUUGUUAUGGGAACCCGAGAUGUUAACUACUGUUGGUCAGACAAUUAAUAUCUUGGCAACAGAAAUUUUGACCCAAUCUGUCCAACAAAUUUUAGGUGCCACAGUAUUAACUGCAUUUAUGGCCGCAAUACAAGUGCCGAUGGCACUUUCAAAGUUAGGUUACUUGUUAGAUAAUCCAUGGAAUGUUUCAUUGGAUAGAGCCUGGGCAGCUGGUUUGAUCUUGGCCGAUACUUUAAUAUCUCGGAACUUGGGAGUUCGUCCAGUGACCCUUGUUGGCUUUUCAAUUGGUUCAAGAUUGAUAUAUUCAUGCUUGCUUGAAUUGGCCAAAAAAGGGGCUUAUGAUUUAGUGGAAAAUGUCAUUAUAUUUGGCGCCCCGUUUGUUUAUAACAGUGAGCAACUCUCUUUGUGUCGUUCAGUGGUUUCAGGACGAUUUAUCAAUGGUUACUCAAAGAAGGAUUGGAUUUUGGGCUAUCUUUUCCGAGCCACCAGUGGCGGUAUUAGAAGAGUGGUAGGUUUAUCGCCAAUUGAGGGUAUCGAAGGUAUUGAGAAUUUUGAUUGCACUCACCACGUUACAGGCCAUAUGGAAUAUCGUAAGGCUAUGCCUAGAUUGUUAUCGAUGGUUGGCUGGGAUGUUUUAUCUGAAGAGUUUGUGGAAAUCGACGAGCCAGAUCCCGAGCAAGCCGAAAGACAAAGAGAGUUGGUUCUAGAAUUUGAGGAAAAUGCCCAACAAGUUCUCAAAGAUAAGUCAAAAGUCAGUACCAAAAAGAAAGGUUGGAAGUCAUGGUUCAAACCAAAACGGAAGGAAUGGUGGGAAGUGUACGCCGAAGGACAAGUACAAAAUGAUACUUCAAAGGAUAAAGGUGACGGUCAAGUUGAAGAAUCACCUGAAGAUAAUGCUAGUAAAUCAGAUCCACAUGCGGAAUACAAUUUUUUUAAUGUUGAUAAAUUGAAGCAAGAAAUCGAAGCCUUGAAGGAAAGCGGUGGGUUACUGAAAAUCAAUGCAGAAUUUGAAACCAAUUUGAAAAAGAGAGAGAGCAAGGAAGGGUCGUAUAAUGAUGAUGAUGAUGAUGAUGAUGAUGAUGAUGAUGAUGAUGAAAAAGAAGAAGAAGAAGAAGAAGAAGAAGAAGAAGAAGAAGAAGAAGAAGAAGAAGAAGAAGAAGAAGAAGAAGAAGGGUACAAGGAGGCACACGAAAGAGAAUGCAACUACGAAAAUGAAGAGAAAGUAAAAGUCAAAAGGUGA
Saccharomycopsis crataegensis is the source of this 3273-nucleotide messenger RNA. It is a transcript of the gene MIL1, whose product is annotated as Mil1p. The record is from RefSeq and is a predicted model, not a curated record. The transcript has a single exon. Bases 1 to 3273 code for a protein of 1090 amino acids. NCBI's taxonomy places the organism in Eukaryota, Fungi, Ascomycota, Saccharomycetes, Ascoideales, Saccharomycopsidaceae.